Molecule: messenger RNA, 1152 nt
Organism: Geodia barretti
Lineage: Eukaryota; Metazoa; Porifera; Demospongiae; Tetractinellida; Geodiidae
Source: the annotation of a GenBank genome assembly
AUGUUCGACCAGGGUUUCCCCCUGCUGAUCACCGAAAUCGCGGCGGCCAUGGGUUUGGGAACCCUCCAGACCGCCGCCAUAUUCGCCGUCCGUCAGGGCGGCUCUAGCGCAACCAGCCUCGGGGGCGGACCCUUCAUCGACCACCUCAAGUCCUACUGGGGCCUGAUCCUGACCGCGUGCAUGCUGGGUCACGCCGUAACCUUCGCCGCCAUCGGCGGCUCCCCAACCUUUGCGCUGCUCGUGGUGGUCGUAUUCUUCCUGUCCAUUCCCGGAUCCCUGUGGCACCUCCCGUCCGCAGCGGCUAUCUCCCAGCGUUUCCCUGACCGUCGCGGCUUCGCGAUUUCCAUGCAUGGGUUUGGUUCCAACCUCGGCAACGUCAGCGGACCCGUGAUCGCCGGGGCGUUGCUGGGGGCAAGUUUCAUCAUCUGGCGGCACGUCUUUUUCAUCUACGCCGGCCUUGCCGUGUUCAUGUCCUUCUUCGUGUGGUGGUCAUUGCGCGGUCUGGGACGGGAGGACGACUCGCCCCGUACCAGGAGCCUGGGCGAUCAGUUCGUCAGCGCGGCCGCGCUCCUCAAGAACCCCGUUGUCAUGGCCCUCAUUUUCGCCGCUCUCCUCCGCGGCAUCGGCCUGAACGCGCUGUUCAACUGGACCCCGUUCUACCUCCGGGAAACCCUGGACAUGAGCGUCCUGCAGGCUGGCGUCUAUUACGCCCUGCUCACCGGAAUGGGCAUCGUGUCGGCGCCGCUCCUGGGCUGGCUGUCCGACAAAUGGGGACGCAAGGCGGUUUUGGUCCCCGGGUUCGUCGUCGCUGCCCUGCUGUCUCUCGCCGUGGUGAGCGUCGGUUCCAGCCUGCUCCUGAUCCCCGUCAUGGCCGGUCUUGGCCUCUUCAGCUUCGCCCUCCACCAGAUCAUCCAGGCCUCGGUGCUGGACUACGUCGGCCAGGGCACCGAGGCCACCGCCAUCGGUCUGCUCUUCGGCAUCAACGGUGUCAUCGGUAUCGGCUCGCCCUUCCUCGCCUCGGCCAUCAUCGAACAUUGGGGCGGCUACGGCACUGUGUACUACUACGCCGGCAUCCUUACCCUCAUCACGGCCGUCAUCAUCCUGAUGAUCCCCCUGCGCAACCCCAACGCCGUCAACCCGGCCGGCUCCUAG